CAGCCAGCUGCCGGAGCCGCACCCGCCGCGGACGGAGCCCAUGCACGGGGCGAGCCGCGCGCCCUGGCCCCGGCCCCCGCCGCCGCCCCCGCCCCGGCCCCGGCCCCGGCCCCGGGGGCAGUCGCGCCAGUGAGCGUCCUGUGCUGUGGCCUCCUGAGGAGCGAUGACGGAGUAUAAGCUGGUGGUGGUGGGCGCUGGAGGUGUGGGGAAGAGUGCCCUGACCAUCCAGCUUAUCCAGAACCACUUUGUGGAUGAGUACGACCCCACCAUAGAGGACUCCUACCGGAAGCAAGUGGUCAUUGACGGGGAGACGUGCCUGCUGGACAUCCUGGACACCGCGGGCCAGGAGGAGUACAGCGCCAUGCGGGACCAGUACAUGCGCACCGGGGAGGGCUUCCUCUGCGUGUUCGCCAUCAACAACACCAAGUCUUUCGAGGAUAUCCACCAGUACAGGGAGCAGAUCAAGCGGGUGAAGGACUCAGACGACGUGCCCAUGGUGCUGGUGGGGAACAAGUGUGACCUGGCCGCGCGCACCGUGGAGUCUCGGCAGGCCCAGGACCUUGCCCGCAGCUAUGGCAUCCCUUACAUCGAGACCUCAGCCAAGACCCGACAGGGGGUGGAGGACGCCUUCUACACGCUGGUGCGCGAGAUCCGGCAGCACAAGGUGCGCAAGCUGAGCCCGCCCGACGAGGGCGGCCCCGGCUGCCUGAGCUGCAAGUGCCUGCUCUCCUGACACCGCCGCUGCCCUGUCUGCGGACCUCCUGCGGGGCCUCCAUGCAGCUGGGCGCUGGGGCGCAGAGGUGGCAGAUGCGGGGAGGAGGCGCACGCGGAGGAAGGAGGAAGGAAGGAAGUGCCGCCGGCGCCCGGCCAGCUCCGGUCGGCGGCCACAGUGACCGCAGGCCUCCCAGGACGCUUUGCACGGACUGUCGUGGACUGACGCCACCGGCACCCCAGCUGUCACUCUCCUCCAGCCCCCUCCCCGGCCCGCUGGGCACAGGCUGAAUCGCAGUAAAUUAUUUGAUGGUCUUGA
Phacochoerus africanus (Common warthog) is the source of this 1030-nucleotide messenger RNA. RefSeq names its product HRas proto-oncogene, GTPase (gene HRAS). Gene Ontology annotation, cellular component: plasma membrane. NCBI's taxonomy places the organism in Eukaryota, Metazoa, Chordata, Mammalia, Artiodactyla, Suidae. Gene Ontology annotation, molecular function: GTPase activity; GDP binding; GTP binding. Gene Ontology annotation, biological process: cellular senescence; Ras protein signal transduction. The record is from RefSeq and is a predicted model, not a curated record. The transcript has 5 exons. Bases 164 to 733 code for a protein of 189 amino acids.